AUGGGACAGUCAGGGCUGGUUUAUGCCUUGGGAUUUUGUCUCUUAAUUUCGACUGUGGUAGCCACCUCUACUCCUUACAAGUAUGCAUCUCCUCCACCACCACCUUAUCAUUAUAAGUCUCCCCCUCCUCCUUUGAAAACUCCAACUCCACACUACCAUUAUAAAUCUCCACCUCCUCCUUAUGUCUAUAACUCUCAACCACCUCCAGUUCACUCUCCACCUCCUCCAUACGUCUAUAAAUCACCACCACCACCAGUCCACUCACCUCCUCCUCCCUACAUUUACAAGUCUCCACCACCUCCAGUCCACUCCCCACCUCCUCCCUACAUCUACAAGUCUCCUCCUCCACCAGUCCACUCCCCACCUCCUCCCUACAUCUACAAGUCACCACCACCACCAGUCCAUUCUCCUCCUCCUCCAUACAUUUACAAGUCUCCACCACCUCCAGUUCACUCUCCACCUCCUCCUUACAUUUACAAGUCUCCUCCACCACCAGUCCACUCUCCACCUCCCCCCUAUAUUUACAACUCUCCUCCACCUCCUCCCUACAUUUACAAGUCUCCACCACCUCCAGUCCACUCUCCACCUCCUCCUUACAUUUACAAGUCUCCUCCGCCACCAGUACACUCACCUCCUCCUCCCUAUAUUUACAAGUCUCCACCGCCACCAGUCCACUCCCCGCCUCCUUAUGCCUAUAAGUCUCCUCCACCCCCUUCCCAUCCCAAGCCCCACCCCGACCCUCACCCCUCUUAUCCCAAUACUCCUUCAUCCCCAUUCCCUAAGUAUCUUUACAAGUCUCCACCUCCUCCAAAGAUUUACUAAGUUGAUGUUUUCUCUCUUUGAUCAUUUUACAAUGUUUUUUCAUGAAUUUUUAAAUUUCAAUUUAUCAUUAAAAA
Molecule: messenger RNA, 896 nt
Organism: Hibiscus syriacus
Lineage: Eukaryota; Viridiplantae; Streptophyta; Magnoliopsida; Malvales; Malvaceae
Product: extensin-2-like
Exons: 2
Coding region: 1-822 (273 amino acids)
Biological process (GO): plant-type cell wall organization
Molecular function (GO): structural constituent of cell wall
Source: RefSeq, a predicted model, not a curated record